GUUCGUGUUUCGUUCCUAACUUCAUUCGCCACUGUGCUAUCGUAUCGUUCGUUUUCAAUAGUUUUAUUGAGUGUGAUUUGAAUUGUUCUAUUUAUUAAAUUAAAUUAUUGCUGUGUCGUCAACUUCGAUUGAUAUUAUCAAAGAUCCAGUAUUUUAGGAAUCUUUCACCACGGUUUUCACAAAAUUCUUUUCAAGAAUGGUGCAAAAAGGGCCUCGUCCUUUGGUGUUGUGCGGUCCUUCUGGAUCAGGCAAGAGCACGUUGUUGAAGCGUCUGCUGAAGGAGUUUCCUGAUAAGUUUGGAUUUAGCGUUUCGCACACCACAAGAGCACCACGUCCAGGGGAGAAGAAUGGUGUUCAUUACCACUUUACCAACGUAGAAGAUAUGACUGCGUCUAUUGCAAGAGGGGAAUUCAUAGAAUCUGCGGUUUUCAAUGGGAAUAUGUAUGGAACUAGUAAACAAUCUGUGGAUGAUGUGCGUUGCACUGGAUGUAUCUGUGUGCUGGACAUUGAUGUUGAGGGAGUGAAACAAGUAAAGGGAACUGAUUUCAACCCGCUGCUGGUGUUUGUGAUGCCUCCUUCUCUUGAGGAGUUGGAGAGACGUCUGCGAGCCCGCAACACAGAGCAUGAAGAGUCAUUGAGUGGAAGGUUGGAGAUUGCCCGCAAAGAGAUCAUAUAUGGUCAGGAGCCAGGAAACUUUCAUAUUAUUAUACUCAACGACAAUCUGGAUAAAGCAUAUGCAGAGUUACGUGAAUUUGUUUUCAAAAAUGUUGAGGAGAAAGAGCGAGAUCCCAAGGACCAAAAAGCCGAAGAGAAGUGAACUCCUUUGCAUGAAGCAUGAUCACUUGAUUAAACUUUAGGAUACAUACACAAACAAAAAUGUUAUCCCACUGUUUUUGAGAAUUUUAAAUUGGUGUUAAUCAUAAAUAACACUGUUCUGUGGCCCCAAUAAACUUAAAGAAAUAUUAAUAUAUUGUAAAUCAGUUAUAAAAAAAUCUAUGAGAAACUACCUCCUAUUAAAUAUUUAAGAACACAGUAUUGUAAAACCAUAAAAUGGUUAUUAACAGCAUUUUGAAUUUAUGUUAGAUGUGUAGGGAUUGCAUAGUAAUUGUUGUUCGAAAUGUAGUCAUUAUAAAUGUUAGAGAUCAUAUUUAAAUUAAGCAAAUGAAUGUGCUUUUUGAUCGAUGUUUAGGAAAUUACUAAGGAUUUAAAAGUUAAACCAAAAUCUAAAUUUUGGGCUUGACUAUUAUUUAUUGAAAAGUGGCUGUUUAUGUCUGAAAUAGCAUUUAAAUGCUUGAAGUAGGAUCUUAAGAAUAAGCUGUGUUAAACUGAAAAACAAUCCUUACUGCCUAAUGUAAAAUUUACCAUUAUGUACCAAUAACAAAAAACCGAUACGACACAAGUUUUUAUGAUGUUUAAUUAUUAAAAUCACUUAUUUUUAAGACAAUUGAAUCUCGGAACUAACAAGCUUGCCAUAAAAAUUUUCACAAACAUUCCAUAAUCACAAUAAAUGAAAGAAAAACAUGUAAUUAUAAUAAAAAAAAAGUUUUAAUAAGUUAUGAACUAAGCAUUUUAUUUUAUUUCUAAGUUUUAUAAGGAUAUACCUAUUUUGUGCCAAAUUUUACACUUUUCGGCUUACACAAGCAAAAUAUAUUUGCAAGCGGUGUGCAAUCUUACACUAGGUGUAAAUUAUACUUACUAAAUAAUACUUAACUAUUUUAGUGUAGCACGAAACUUUAGCUGUAGGUCUUGUGUGGACAAUCUUAUUUGUUUUACUUAAUAACAAAGAUGUUUAUUUAAUUAUAAGUUUGUAUUUAACAAAAAGAGCUUACACUUCACAAUCACAUUACACGAGGUGCAUAGUUAUAUGUAUUUCCGAAUUAUAUUGUUAUAAUUAGUUCAAAUACUGGUUUACAUGACCAAUAAUUAUUGAACCUAAUUUGAGCAUGACCACCUAUGUAUUGCGGGUAUUGUUAAAUAUAUUAAAUUACAUAAAGAAUUACGAAAAAUCUGAAAUGUAUAUUUUGUAUGUAAAUAAGCAAUAGCUAAUAAAUUCCAUACUACUGAAUAUUAAAGACGUGAAACGGUCCGUUAUGCUUUGGCGGCAAAACUGCUUAGCUGAUUUUGAUAAAAUUUGGUAUGCGAUCAUCUACUUUUUACUGCUAUAUAAUAGACCUCCACGCGGGAAAGAAACGGGUAAAAGCGAAUAGUUGUUAUUUUGUAUCAGUUAUUAAUUUAUUUUUCCUUAUAGCUUCUCCUUUCUUCGAGGAUGCCGAAGGGAAAGUACGCAGGAAGAUUCGUCUCAACUAAAUAUAGUUAAUACUACAGCUAAACUUGUCGCUUUAUAUAUGAGUAAUAACUAUGGUGUUUUAUAUCUGAACUAUUUAAUUCUGCUUUCAAUAACUAUUUAAGACUCGGCAUAGUGACUAAAACAGCAGUGUCUGUAUAAAAGUUCCGCCUUUUUAGUCACUUGUGGCAAAUCAACAGUUGCUAAAAGCUCUUUAUCGUUACACACAAAGUGUGAGAUUCUAAAUCUGUGUUAUAUUUUUAUAUACUUACCAAUGAAAACAUUUUUGGUGUUCAAAAUAAAAUCAUUCCAAGAAACUAGCAAUGCUGUGCUUGUAAUAAAUGAAAAUUGUGAUUUGCAUAAUUUUAAUUGUAUUUAUAAUUAUAUAUUUAUUGAUACUUGAUGUGUUGCGUUUACAGAUAUAGUAUGUUUUAAGUGUUUUCUGUAUAGAUAAUAAAAAUAUGUAAUUAAUAUGAA
Messenger RNA from Trichoplusia ni (cabbage looper), 2761 nucleotides. RefSeq names its product guanylate kinase. Bases 197 to 817 code for a protein of 206 amino acids. Gene Ontology annotation, biological process: purine nucleotide metabolic process. NCBI's taxonomy places the organism in Eukaryota, Metazoa, Arthropoda, Insecta, Lepidoptera, Noctuidae. Gene Ontology annotation, cellular component: cytosol. The record is from RefSeq and is a predicted model, not a curated record. The transcript is spliced from 5 exons. Gene Ontology annotation, molecular function: ATP hydrolysis activity; GMP kinase activity.